This is a messenger RNA of Arabis nemorensis, 444 nucleotides long. The record is from the annotation of a GenBank genome assembly. NCBI's taxonomy places the organism in Eukaryota, Viridiplantae, Streptophyta, Magnoliopsida, Brassicales, Brassicaceae.
AUGGAGCCGCAUUUUAUAUGCAAAGAGAGAGCUCCUUUGGUUCAAGAGAUAGUUCCUCACACAUUCAUCGAAGCUGAAAACAAACUUGGCCAGAAACCACAUGAUAUAUUCAUGAAAGAACACAAGAAGUUACGCAUAGAAGGAGAGAGAUGGAUGAAAGAAACUGCAAAAGCAUAUAUUAUCAUAGCUACUCUGAUGAUAGCUACUGUGUUUUUUGCAACACUCUUACCACUACCGGGUGGAUUAGAUGACCUAACGGGCAAACUCAAGUUUGGACAGAAGAAACGGUUUGAUGUCUUCUUUUCAGCAGAUAUGUUUGGCAUCCUUUUUGCUCUAGUGUCUACUGGGUUCUUCGCAGCAAUCAAGAGUUCUCGGUUUGCCCAAGAAGAUUUUCGGACAAACUUACCAACGAAACUAAUGGUGGGGGUUUUAGGCUUGGUUUGA